CCAAAUCAGUUGUUUACGUAUACUAUUAUUGAUAGGAAUAAUCAUAACGUGUCACAAAACCCAACUAUUUCUAGUCCAUUUUAACAAGUCACUUUCUUACAAAAUACAUUUUGCGUUGGUUCACCAUUGGAAUUUACAGCAUCUUAUACCGUUUCACAAAACCCUGAAAAAUAAAAAUGGAUCAAGUAACCAAAGUAUUGGAACCAGGACGUCAGUUCUCAAAAGACUCUGUGAGAUUAGUAAAAAGAUGUACUAAGCCUGAUAGAAAAGAAUUUCAAAAAAUUGCCAUUGCUACUGCUAUUGGAUUUUGCAUUAUGGGAUUUAUUGGUUUUUUUGUCAAACUUAUUCAUAUACCCAUCAACAACAUCAUUGUGGGAUCAUAAACUGGAACAAAUAUGCUUUUCGUCUUAUCAAAUACAAUAUCUACAGAUGUGUUAUGUUAUUAACUUCUGAUUUUAAAUAUAUAUAUUAUGUAUUAUGUAUCCUGAAAAUGAACUCCUAUUUUGUUCAAUUUAGUGAAUAGAGAUUAUGUAUUUAUUAAAAAAAUUUUAAGUAUACAAAUAAUGUAUGAUACAAAAAAAUAAAUUUGUUUAUAUAAAAGUAAUAUUUUUAUUAAGAAUAAUA
Daktulosphaira vitifoliae (grape phylloxera) is the source of this 624-nucleotide messenger RNA. RefSeq names its product protein transport protein Sec61 subunit gamma. Bases 177 to 383 code for a protein of 68 amino acids. Gene Ontology annotation, biological process: post-translational protein targeting to membrane, translocation; protein targeting. Gene Ontology annotation, cellular component: Ssh1 translocon complex; membrane. Gene Ontology annotation, molecular function: transmembrane protein transporter activity. The record is from RefSeq and is a predicted model, not a curated record. NCBI's taxonomy places the organism in Eukaryota, Metazoa, Arthropoda, Insecta, Hemiptera, Phylloxeridae. The transcript is spliced from 4 exons.